Messenger RNA from Dendronephthya gigantea, 1305 nucleotides. Its product is annotated as synaptonemal complex protein 2-like. Lineage: Eukaryota; Metazoa; Cnidaria; Anthozoa; Malacalcyonacea; Nephtheidae. The record is from RefSeq and is a predicted model, not a curated record.
UUUGUUUUGUCUUUCGUUAUAACGAUGUCUGAGAGCUCAUCUGACUAUUCUAUUGUACAAAGAGAUGAGGCACAGAGAGAAUUUGUUGGUGGAAUGCAAUCGCUGGACAAAGCAAUUGAAUUGCUGUGUGAGGCUGAGAUCAGUGGAUUAACGCCUGCAGAAACUAUAAGAAGCAUUGCCGAGAGUUGUCUUCCUAUAAAUCAGGCCCACAAACACUUUAGCACGGUGAAGAAAUUUUGGGAAAGCGAAAAAGCACGUCUUUGUAAAGAAAUUGAGGUGCGAGUAGCCACAAUUAACGGCGUGAAGACCACUGUUUCAGAGAGGCAAAUGAAAGUGGAAUGCAUAAAUCAGCAACUUCAGGGUCUGAACCAACAAAUUAAUGACAGCGAACAGAAUGUUGUCCAAGCGAAAAGUGCGUUAAGUAGUGCCCAGCAAACUCUUGGCGACGCGGAAGGAAAGUUGAGAAGAAAAAAAGAACAACAAAAUACUGCAAGAGUUGGGGGAAUUCUAUCAUUCUUUGUUCCCGUAGUUGGACCGUUUGUCGGGACAGGGUUGUUGGCAGCAAGCUUCACAGCACUCGAAAAUGAUGUCAAAUCUGCAAAAAGUGGUGUCUCUACGGCAGAAAGUAACGUGAAAGAUUGCGAAAAUCGAGUGCAGGCGAAGAAAAGCGAAAAGGAAAACAUUUGUCAACAAUUGAGAGAUGAGGAAAGUCAGAAGCAGAUGACCGAGAAGGAAUUGCGAAGUCAAGAACAACAAUUGCAAAAUCUUCAAAAUGCCCAAAAAAGAUCCGUCGAGCUGAGCGACAAACUGAUGAAAACGUGCCACGUCAUGACAGAUAUUUGGGGGAAAAGCCGAGUGCUGAAUAACGAAGCGCGUCUUUUGUAUUAUUUGGAGCCAUUGCUGACGCCACUGAAGGAGAUUGUUGACAUGUUUACCCCAGAGGAACAGAAAAAGAUCAAAGAAAGCACUUUCCUGUUGUCGAGGGAAGUGGACUUCUCUGGCAUAUCGUUGAAACUGAAAGCUGUCGCUGAAGCAUCCCAAAGCGGUUCAGUCCAGGCAAUUUUGGAUGAUUACUCGUAACUUCACAGAACGUAAAAACAUACUUAGGUAUUCCUUAAUUAUAUCAUCCUAGAUAAUUACGUGACUCUCUUUGGGAUUUCAUAUACUAAAACAGCCCAUAAAAACCACUUAAAAAAGUACAGGAAACAAUUCGGAAACAAUAUUUCGAAUGAUUUUUUUAUAUAUUACGUAGUGAGUUCUAUAUAACACAUUUCACAUUAAGAAUCUUUAUACAAUGUUACUUAA